CCGCAGUCAAAUCUCUCUAUCAGUCCAGAUGGCCUCCUCUUCGUCCUCAAGGCUGCUCGCGGCGGCGGUGCUGGCGGCGCUGCUCGCCGGCGCGAUGUGCGCCGUGAAGGUGGCCUUCACGGUGGAGAAGGGGUCCGGCGCCAAGAAGCUGGUGCUGAAGAUCGACUACGCCAGACCAGGCGACAGCCUCGCCGAGGUGGAGCUCCGGCAGCACGGCUCGGAGGAGUGGCAGCCCUUGACCAAGAAGGGUGGCUUCUGGGAGGUCUCGUCCACCAAGGACCUCGUCGGCCCCUUCAACUUCCGCUUCAUGUCCGAGAACGGCAUGAGGAACGUCUUCGACGAGGUCUUCUCCACCGAUUUCAAGAUCGGCGAAACCUACGCCCCGGAAGAGUGAUCCUUCCGUCGGUGUGUCA
Molecule: messenger RNA, 413 nt
Organism: Triticum urartu
Lineage: Eukaryota; Viridiplantae; Streptophyta; Magnoliopsida; Poales; Poaceae
Product: pollen allergen Dac g 3-like
Cellular component (GO): extracellular region
Source: RefSeq, a predicted model, not a curated record